AAGGUCGGAACUAUUUUGUCUAAGGAUUGGUUAAAAAAAAAAACCUAACGUGCCGCUGAGCUGAUUAAAUGUGGAUGUAAAUUAAAGUUAAAAUAUAAAAGCAAUUUAAACACAAUAAAUCCCCGUUCAGGUGCCGAAGAUAUGGCAUCACGGAGCGUUUGUGUCCUCUGUCGUAAGGCUUCCGUCGUGAGGAUGAUGUGUAGGGCAAUGAGUGCAGCUGCACACCCACAGCCACAGGUAGAUUUCCUAAAAGGAGAAAGACACAAGAAGCACCCAGGUGUGACCAACCUGAAAACUCUGCGCCUCCCUGAGGAACUCCAGACGGCCGCAUGUUCGAUCAUUCACAGAGCUCAGCUGCCCCGGCUGACUGAACGCACUCAUAGCCUCACAAACUUUCUGUGGAGCAGAAAACGAGCAGUCGAGGAUUUCACUCUGAGGAAGAAAGCUUUGAGCCUGGAGAAAGAACUUUGGAAGAAAGAAAUAGAGAAGUGUGGAGAUGGAGAUAUAGAUGAACAAUUGCUGGAGGACCGAAUCAGGAAGAAAGUGAUUUCAGAGCUCAGAAGAUCCACAUACCACUGGACUACCAUGAAGUACGAUGAAGAUCUGGCUGUGGUGUACAUGGCGGCUCGGCUGGCCGGGGGCUACGCAGCAGUGAGGAGAGCUAUGAAUGAGAUAAAGAAGAGGGACCCCUCUUUUGCCCCUCAGUCUCUCCUGGAUUUCGGUUCGGGGCUGGGAACAGUUGUCUGGGCGUCACACUCGUGCUGGGGCGACACCUUGAAGGAGAUGGUGUGUGUGGACAGCUCUGGGCCGAUGAACAUCCUGGCAGAGAAACUUCUCAAAGGGGAUGACGAAGAAGCUGAACCUCACAUCAAACAUGUCUAUUUCAGGCAGUUCCUUCCUGUCUCUCCUAAGGUGCAGUUUGACUUGGUGGUAACCGCCUUCACCCUGUCGGAGCUUCCCAACGUGAAGGAGCGAGAAGAGGCAGUGUUGACUCUGUGGAGAAAGACAAGCUCGUACCUGGUGCUGGUGGAAAAUGGGACCAAAGAGGGCCAUCAGAUGCUUAUGGAAGCCAGAGACGCUUUAUUAAAGAAACAGGAGGAGACUGCCUAUGAUACCAGACCAGCGUCGGUGUUUGCUCCGUGUCCUCAUGAACUGACGUGUCCUAAACUCGCCCAAGAGCCCGUCACACCCUGCAACUUCCAGCAGCAGUACCAUCCUCUUCCUCUGCCCGGGCACAAUCAGCUGCAGAGGGAGAAGUUCAUCUACUUGAUUCUGAGUCGGACAAAAGCGGCAAAAGCGGAAACAGAAAACGUGGACUGGGCCAGGCUGAUCGCACCGGUGCAGUGCAGAUCGAGACACGUCCACUGUCGAAUGUGCUGCCCAGAUGGAAAGCUACAACACCUGGUGGUGACAGCACAGAAGCACAGCAGAGAUGUGUACCGCUGUGCUCGGAGCAGCAACUGGGGAGAUCAACAGCCGCUCAUUCAGCAAGUCCAAGAUGACGUCCAGAGUGACUCAGAGUAAUGAUUCAGCGGGGAAAAGAGAAUUCUUUAAACAAUGCUGAAAACACACUAAAAAGGAGAUAAGACUGCCGUCCAAGGACUCAUCGGUUUUUAGUUGUUUAAAUACUGACUCAUCUGACUGAUUCAUUGAAUAAACAUUCACACCCAACCUUA
Messenger RNA from Morone saxatilis (striped sea-bass), 1676 nucleotides. It is a transcript of the gene mettl17, whose product is annotated as methyltransferase like 17. The record is from RefSeq and is a predicted model, not a curated record. Gene Ontology annotation, molecular function: methyltransferase activity; structural constituent of ribosome. Lineage: Eukaryota; Metazoa; Chordata; Actinopteri; Moronidae. The transcript has 14 exons. Gene Ontology annotation, biological process: translation. Gene Ontology annotation, cellular component: mitochondrial small ribosomal subunit. The coding region runs from base 142 to 1524 and encodes 460 amino acids.